Lasiodiplodia theobromae is the source of this 723-nucleotide messenger RNA. RefSeq names its product Rna-lsm domain protein. The record is from RefSeq and is a predicted model, not a curated record. The transcript has 3 exons. Bases 1 to 723 code for a protein of 240 amino acids. NCBI's taxonomy places the organism in Eukaryota, Fungi, Ascomycota, Dothideomycetes, Botryosphaeriales, Botryosphaeriaceae.
AUGGCAGACGGCAAGCGCCUCUCUUCUGCCGCGAAGGUCGCAACGCCUAAGCUCGGAGACCAGUCUAUCCUCAAUGACUCGCACUUGUUCAAGGUCAUAGGCAAGCGUGUCAAGAUCACGACGACCGUUGCCAACCAUGUGCUCGAGGGCACCGUCUUCGCCGCCGACCCUGUCCUGAACGCCAUCGCCAUCAACACCGCUCCGGCCCCGCCGAACCCGUCGACCAGCCUGGCCACCCAGCCGGGCAAUUACCACGUCGUGUCGAUCCCCAACAUUCAGAAGUUUGAACUCCUGUCGAGCAGCGGCGGCGGUGGCCAGGAUGGCGGCGCCGCGGACGGACCUGGCGGCUUCGAGAGCAUCACGCCGACCAUUGCCUCCCUGGAUCUGAGCGCGCUGAAGGCGCGCGAGGAGGCGGCCGUGCGCAAGCUGCUCGAGAAGGAGGAGCACAGGAACAAAGAGGUCACGUCGGAGGUGCAAGAGCUCUACGAUGCCUUCAACCGAACGCUGCCCAUGCGCUGGCACGGAACCACGAUGAUCAUCAACGACGCUGUCCUGCUGGGCCCGCCGUACACCGUGAGCGACCUCAAGGCCGCCGAGGGCAAGGAGCGCAACAUCGACCACAUCAAGAGGAUCAUGGAGGGCUACCUGGCAAAGAAGAGGAAUGCGCAGGGAGCGAACAGGCCCGGAGUCGCUACGCCCAUUCCGCCGCGCAAGGGUGGCUGA